This is a messenger RNA of Mustela erminea (ermine), 2937 nucleotides long. RefSeq names its product ubiquitin conjugating enzyme E2 B (gene UBE2B). Gene Ontology annotation, biological process: proteasome-mediated ubiquitin-dependent protein catabolic process; DNA repair; protein polyubiquitination. The transcript has 7 exons. The record is from RefSeq and is a predicted model, not a curated record. Gene Ontology annotation, cellular component: HULC complex. The coding region runs from base 138 to 596 and encodes 152 amino acids. Gene Ontology annotation, molecular function: ubiquitin conjugating enzyme activity. NCBI's taxonomy places the organism in Eukaryota, Metazoa, Chordata, Mammalia, Carnivora, Mustelidae.
GGGAGACGUCAUUGCAGGGUUGUUUGUGCAGCCUCGGCGGCGGCGGUGACCCUCAGUGAUUCGGCCGCCGCGCCGGGGGGUGGGGGGGCUGCGCGGGACUCUUUUCUUUCAGACUGACCGCGGGGCAGCUGGGGAGCAUGUCGACUCCGGCCCGGAGGAGGCUCAUGCGGGAUUUCAAGCGGUUGCAAGAGGACCCACCUGUGGGUGUCAGUGGUGCACCAUCUGAAAACAACAUUAUGCAGUGGAAUGCAGUUAUAUUUGGACCAGAAGGGACACCCUUUGAAGAUGGUACUUUUAAACUAGUAAUAGAAUUUUCUGAAGAGUAUCCAAAUAAACCACCAACUGUUAGGUUUUUAUCCAAAAUGUUUCAUCCAAAUGUGUAUGCUGAUGGUAGCAUAUGUUUAGAUAUCCUUCAGAAUCGAUGGAGUCCAACAUAUGAUGUAUCUUCUAUCUUAACAUCAAUUCAGUCUCUGCUGGAUGAACCAAAUCCAAACAGUCCAGCCAAUAGCCAGGCAGCACAGCUUUAUCAGGAAAACAAACGAGAAUAUGAGAAAAGAGUUUCGGCCAUUGUUGAACAAAGCUGGAAUGAUUCAUAAUAGACAACUGGUGAUGUAUUCUUGUUACCCCUGCCGCCUCAGCUGGUCCUGUCUGUGGGCAAGGCUUCAGGCCCACCUCCCUCCCUGACAAGACCACAUACGCGAAGGACUCUGCCCCUAAUGCUGACAUUGUGAGAAAAACUAAACCAAAAUGAGAAAGGCAGCCAACAUACUGCCACCCUUGGACAUGAAAGUCCUAACUUGGAAGGAACAGAGUAAACUUUGGGGAAGAAACAGAACCUCGUCGGGCUUUUCACUUAAAUAAAUGAAUAAAUAGGCUCUUUUACUUGCUUGUUCUUUACUUUAAUGAAAAGCAAGCCCAGAGAGAUUCUUUUUCUUCCCCAAGGAAUAUGAAUGAAAAAUAUAUAUGUAAAAUAAAGUUUUUAAAUAUAUUGUUAUAGAUGUAAUACAUAUUUUAUAUUUAUUUUCUAUAUAUAGAAAUACAUAUAUAAUCUCCAUGAGGGCAAAUUUUUUAGUGCACAUUCAGUAUUCAUUAAAGGAAGCAAUUUCCAUAUGACCACAAUCUGCUUGAGUUCUAAAACCCUUGCCUCUUAAGAUUUGUGUUUAGUCUUACUCCUACAGAACCAAAAGGUGUCCCUUAACUAGUCAAGGAUAAGAGCCAUGACUAGAUGACAUGAUACCUAGACUACAGUCCUCAGAUUCCAGAAGUUGAAUCUCCAGACAAAAAGGUACCCAGCAGAGAUUUGAGCUGAGCAACAGAGAAACACCAAGUUACCUGACAUUUAGAAUAAUAUAAAUUUCAUUUCAGAUGUGACAAUGUGUAUUUUCAGUGCCCUUUACUACAAACAGCAAUGCCUCAGAGGAUGGGCAGUGAUAAUGAAUCCUCCCCAGUGCCCAUAGAAUAGGUAAGCCUCAGGUCCGCAUGUAUCUUGGAAAAUCCUUGCCUCCACAAUGGUAGACAAUUCAUCAGGUGGGCUAUAAACUCUAUAAAGAAUACUGUAAAAAGCAAUUUUCUGGUUAAUAUAAAAGGGUAUCACAGUUAACUGAGCACCCUAAACUAUACUGUUAGUACUUGCUCCUCAGAGUCUUAAGACUAAAGUCAUUAACAGAAAGGAUGCUCUGUAAUUGUUACUUGAGGGUAACAGUUUACCGUGUCCCCUCCUAUGAUCUCAUGUGAUUCUUACACCGUGCUGGACAGCACUGCAUAUAUCAAAGCCAGUAUCUUGCAGUGAGCUCCAGCGUCAGCAUAAGAGUGGGCCAUUUUGCCUACACUACAAGGACUGCUGCAAUGCAAAAAUUUAGAUUUCUAUGCCACUUUUUAUUCUAAAAAAACAAAGGAUGAAACUUUAAAAUACUGCUUAAUUUUAUAGAUGAGAUAGCUACAAAAUUUUUAAAAAGAUGAGAAGAAAGACAGCUUACGCUGAGGAAAUGUUGAGAAAACCCAUUAGAAAAUGGUUAUCAGAAAAUCUGCUUUUGAUUAACUAGAGACACUGAAGAAGAAUGGGGGAGGGGAACAUGCAGUGAGCACACAAUUUAAGCUUGCUUUAUGCAAUGGAUACAUUCCUGACAGGAUACUAUUAUUUUAAUAGGGCACUGUAUCUUAGAAAAUAGGAUCUGUGAUGAGAAACCUGUGAAAGAUGCAUUUUAAAAGUGAACAGCCCCACUCUGAUAUUUCUCAACUUGUAAGUUUGGUUUUUAAGCCUCACAAAUCUGUGUAGGUAACCAGAAUAGAAAGAGGCUAGGCCACAUUCGAGGAAGAGGCUGAGGCUCACUGAGCACUGGCUUAUCACUGCAAUAUCUUCAUCUUUUGUCUUUCGCCGCAGUUCUUCUGUAUUUCUAUGACCUCCAUUUCCCAGGUAAGGCUAGGGAGACAAGUGGCUUGCCUGAUUAAAUCAGAGAUCCUGACCUCACUUGGCCUACCCUAGUGAUCUGCUACCAAUUAGAGCCAGAAGCUGCAGAGAUGCGGCCCAUCCAAGGUGUGAUACUUGUCCUUAGGCUUGAGCAGUGGGUGAGAGGCAUCUCACUUGUCUUUUCUUAGGCAUCAUGCUCCCACAGCCAGCUCUCCUCUUCAACAUUCCUGUUUUUUUAGUUACGUGGGUUUACCGGUAUGUUCAGCUAAGACAGUGUCCACUGUCUUAUUCACCAUUAUCCCAAAUACCAAGCCCAGUGAUGAGUGAAUUCUGCUGUGACUGUUAUAUUGCUGACCCCAAAUGAAGUCCCUCUCUCAGUAUUUAUGCCUGGAGGUAAGUUCUUAAUGGUGGGUAUUAAGUAAAUAGAGGGCUUCUGGCUAGCUCAGCUGGUAGUGCAUGCAACUCUUGAUCUCAAGGUUGUUUAAGUUUGAGCCCCAAAUUAGGUGAAGCGAUUACUUAAACAUGAAAUC